AUUUAUUUAUUUUUCUCAUCUUUCUAGUUUGUAACAGAGUUUGUAAAGAAGGAGAGUUUGUGGCGGUGUUCAAACUUCAGAGCUGAACUUACACCUUCUUUCUGCAACACACACAACACAAUUCAAUUUCUUCUUUCACUUUGAUCCUCGUUUUCUCUCUAUUUUUUCCGAAUUCUCUCAUAGUAGGAAGAGACCAUGAAAUCCGGCAGAGACAAAGAGAAAGAGAACGAUCGCUACAUCAGUUCGCAUAUGCAGAACCUCCAUCGCCGUCUUCUCCACGCCCUAAACCUUGGCACCAGACAUUUUGAUGAGAAGACAAAUAGGUGGAGGUGGCAGUGCGCCAACAUUGAAGUGCAGAAAAAUGUACUACGAUCAAUUGGUGCCUUUCUUGAUUCCUUAUCGGGCGAUGCACGUGCAGCACGUCAUGCUGUUGUUAAGGAAUCUCUUCCUGAUAUUUUAGGAGCAUUAUUAUGGAUUCUUCAAUGCAAAAAUGAGGUUUUAUUAAGCAUGGCGUCAAAUGUUGCAGUGAAGUUGGUUAGUGUUCUGCCUAAUCCGUUGUUGCAAUCACAUAUGUUGGAUCUUGUUUAUUGUCUAUCAUCCUUGCUAUCUUCACAUCAAGUAGAAGUUGCUAUACCCUGUGCUACCACUUUGAAUUUUGUAAUCUCAAAUCUGAGUGCUACAAAUGAGAAGGAUGUUAUGGAAGCACUGAAAGAAACGGAGGCUUCCCUUCGGAUUGUUGGAAAUAUAAAGGAUUUUGCUGAAGGUGUAAAGAAAAUUGAGUAUUUCGAAGAGAUGACUUUACUUUUGAGCACUAUACUAUGGCGCUGGCCUCCGUCUAGGUUCUCUGUUUGUAAUGAUGUAAUACUUAUGAAAGGUUUAGCAAACAUCCAUACAAAGACAGAUAGUUCUAUUAAACUUGCACUUCUAAAGUUGUACACGUCAAUAGCUUUAUGUGAUUCUGCAGCAAGAAGACUUAUAGAGGAUGAAGAAAUAUUUCCACAAAUGUUUGUGCAGGCAAUGGGAAAAUCAAACCCUCAUGCUAUUCGGAUAGAAGGGUUUAGGCUUGCUCAGUGCCUAUUGAGAUCCCAAGAUAAUUGUUUAAAAGUGGUUGGUUUGUGUGGUGAUGCUCUUGUUGAGGCCAUAAUUUGUGGAAUGACAGAAACUAGGCUGACUUCUAAAAAGUUUGGAAACAACCAUGGGUCUUUGUCAGUGGAAGCAUGCCAGUUGGCUCUAAUAACUCGCUGGGCAGGUGAUCAUCAUACCAACUUUUGGAAACAAGGAAUUGAUAGAGUCCUUCUUAGUCUUCUGAUUGAAAAUAUUGAAGACCAAUUGUUUGAACCCGUCCUGGCUUUGGAAAAACAAAUAUAUAUGGCAAAAGAGGGAUUAAAAGCCAAUUAUCAUCUUGGUCGUAGGAGUUAUCUGUGGGACAUUCUUGGGUGGCUUACAAUUCACUGUGGAGAAAAUUUAUACCCUUAUACUCGUGGUAGUGAGCUCUGCAUCAAGUUACUAAUUACAUGUGCAUGCUUGAGUUUUGUGGAUACACUUGAAAAAUGGUGCAGAAUUUGUCAAAAGGAUAUUGAUGAUCAUUUUCAAAGUGAACCAGUAUCAAGGACUGUUCUAAUGAUGAUUCAUUCUCCAUGUAAUUCCAUCUCCUCACACACUAAAUUCUUAUUAUCAGAUGUACUGAAGGUGAAAGGCAUGCCAUGCUUGAAAAGCUUAUUACAUACUCUAGAUUAUACAUCAUCCCUAGAAAGCUAUGGUUCAUUUGAUAAACUUCAACUGGUUAUUAAUUUAAUUGGGUUUACUUGUCUUUCAAGUUUACCACAAUACCGAAGAUGUAUCAUUGAGAGCAAAGGGAUAAAGGUGAUUGUUCUUCUUCUGAAACGAUGCUUAAAUAAUGACAUUCAUAUCGAAAGGCAAAGCUUUACUCCUCAUUUGCAUACACAUGAAAGGUCUUGUUGCUGUUUUGAUAAAGAAGAUUGGGAAGGCUCCAACAUUCUCUUGUUUUAUAGUUUGUUGGCCUUAACAGAAAUUCUUCAUCAGUGUGACCUUUUACAAGAGAAUCCUCAGCAAUUUUCUGGAGAGGUGACAAACAUUACACCACAGUUUGUUAGCAAACUUCAAGAGAUCUAUAAAAGCAACUCUUUCAGUCAUGGUGUGAGAUGGUAUGUUUCUUAUAUUCUAACUUAUUUUGGAUAUUAUGGUUUCCCAACUGAAUUAGCCAAAAGGAUCGGAAAAUCUCUCAAUAAGGAAGAAUACUCAGAUAUGAAGCUUGUCUUAGCAAAUGGGGAAUCUCUGAGUGUUCAUGUUGCUAUUCUUGCUGUUCGAUGUCCAUCACUAGUGCCUCCUCAAUUGUUGCUCUGUAGGAAGAGUUCUAAAGAGAUAGCAGAUGAGUUUGUCAGAGGGACCGUGAGAGAAGUUCGAUUAUCUUCUCAUGUUGAUUAUGAAGCAUUGGUGUUGUUGUUGGAAUAUGUAUACUCGGGAUGCUUACAUGCCAGUGAAGAAACAGCAAAGAAGCUAAAAAUUCUUGCUAAGCGCUGCAGUCUACAGCCUUUGUUCCAAAUGCUUGACAGACAGCGUCCUAAAUGGGGCUUACCUUUCCCCAACUUUAAUCUUACGUCAGCUUUUGGUUUAGCUGGAAGUUGUUUUUCGGAUAUAAUAUUGGGAGCUAAAUCAAAUGAGCUUGUUGGGUGGACAUGCGAUAUUUGUUCUGACACAGUACCCCAUAUGCAUGUUCACAAAGUUAUAUUGCAGUCUGGUUGUGAUUAUCUACAAGGUUUGUUCCGGUCAGGAAUGCAAGAAAGUCAUUCACAAGUAAUAAAAGUUGAUAUUAGCUGGCAAGCAUUGAUUAAACUAGUGCAGUGGUUUUAUUCUGAUGAGCUGCCUGGUCCUCCAUCUGGAUGCUUGUGGGAUAAUAUGGAUGAUCAAGAAAAGCUAUUUAAUCUACAACCAUAUGUGGAGCUUUAUUGGCUUGCUGAGUUCUGGAUUUUGGAAAAUAUUCAGAAAGCUUGCUUUAAUGUUAUUAUGUCUUGUCUUGAUUCUUCCUGGCGGUUGUCCAUUAGAAUAAUCAAAAUGGCUUAUAAUCUCUCUCUGUGGAAGUUAGUUGAUAUUGCGGCAAAUCUCAUGGCUCCUUCAUAUCGUCAAUUACGAGAUUCCGGUGAACUAGAAGAAUUUGAUGAUGCACUAGUGGACUUGAUUUAUUCUGCUUCUAUCCAACUUAACUAAGAAGCAAAAAUUGCUUUUGGUGAAUCAACACUCUUCAAGAUGGUUCAUAGUGCAAGAGAUUCUGGAGGCAUAUACUAACUUUUUUGGGAGCUACAAACUUUGUCAAGUAUGGCGUCAGAAGGACCUGGGAUGUGGCUUGCUCCAUGAUUCAAAGCAAGUAAAACAAUUUGUUGUGGUGGAGGUUAGAGAAAACUUUUUGCUCGUGAAAAAUUCUAAUGUUUGGUCAAUUUAGAAUGCUCUUAUAACUUAGUAGUUCCUUAAAAAUAAUUCACAAUAGUCAAUUUAUAUUUGUUCCCUCCUUUUUGCUCUUAUUGAGGUGCUUUCUUGGAUUUAAAUUGCAGUUGAAGAUGCCAUGCCAUGCAUGCCCUUUGAUUUAUGUCCACAAACCUUUAGUUCAAAGCUCAUUUCUCUCUUUUAUUUUGAAAACACAUUCAUUAUUUCCUCCAUCUGUAUUCAUAGGAUUUUCUGUGUUUUAUUUUGAAAACACAUUCUAACUAAUAGUGUUUUUGUCGUACUCGUAGUUAUUCGUAGUGCAAACUAUCUGCUUUGAGAAAUUUUCCAUCCCGGUCCAAGUAAAUUAUUACUUUGUAACUUGUCAUUUAACAACUGACAAGAAAUUAUUUUGCUUUUCAUGAACUCUUUCCAAAACUUGCUCACACUAAAGAGGAUCCCUCUCAUAAUCAUCUCUACCAGUGUUCCAUGUAGUCUAUAAAUUUUAUACAUGAGGUGCUAAGCAAGUGUUAUGCCUAUACAGGGUCCCAAAAUGGGCAUACUUGUUCAUACAAUCAAUGAUGACCGAAACAAAUAGUGUCUUUUCCUAGGCAGUAAAAACAAUUUUGGGACCUGUCUUUAGCUGCUUCUUCUGCCAUUAAAGCUCUUGACACUUUCGAAGAGUUUUUGGGAGCAAAAGGGUACAUUCUUGGCUUUUCCAGUUGACUGACAUUCUUGGCAGCAGCCAUGUAAUAACAUUCCUACUCAACAUUUUCCUCUCAGCUUUUCUCUGAAAUGUGAUUUCUUGCAUAUAUGUGCCAGACUUUGAGCUUCUGUCAUGGUUCUUGGCUUGAACAAACAGACCAAGCAUCAACAGGGUAUUCUUAAAAUGAGCAAAGUUCACAGAAAAUUGCAUCAAAUUCAUCAUCAUUAAAUUCUGCCAAGGUGCCACGUUGUAGUAGACACAUCAAAACUUGAAAGUGAUCUUCUUUGUGGCAUGUAUGAUGGAGCCCUACUCUGUGACCACGUCCAAGAUUGCUGGAGGCAUUGUCUCCUUAGCGUAUUAGUUGCUCCAGCUUGUAUGAUAGUAUAUCCCAACACCAUAGCUUCAGGGAUCCUUUGUAUUUCAGCGCUGUACCAGUAGUAUCAUUGUUGAAUUUGUAUGUAGGGGUUUUUGAACUUCUUCUGAGAUAUCCCUCUUAUUUUAUUGAUUUGCAGUUGAAAUAUUUUUCAUA
Vigna radiata var. radiata (mung bean) is the source of this 4670-nucleotide messenger RNA. RefSeq names its product BTB/POZ domain-containing protein At1g04390. The record is from RefSeq and is a predicted model, not a curated record. The transcript is spliced from 9 exons. Gene Ontology annotation, molecular function: protein binding. Bases 196 to 3225 code for a protein of 1009 amino acids. Lineage: Eukaryota; Viridiplantae; Streptophyta; Magnoliopsida; Fabales; Fabaceae.